AUGCAACUGCAAGAAAGGGUUUUACAGUUAAUGAAAGAAAGUUUAGAUACAUUAUCAUUAACAUUUGAAGAAUUUUGUCAUAUUCGUAAUGUAAUUACACGUGCAGAGUUAGAAACAUUGUUAUUUGAUCGAAAAUUAUACAUUGAAGUUGCUCAAGGAAAGCUUUGUUUUACAUGUCGAAAAAUUCAUUUUAAUUUAUUAACGCUAACAUUUGGUAUUCAAUGUCGUAUUUGCAAACAACGUGUAUGUAAAUCGUGCACAACACAGAUUGCUUUACCAGUAGAAAAAUUGAAUGAUAUACCCGUUCAAACAUUUACACCUUCUACAUUCUCAAAACCAUUUCCAUUAGCUAAUCAACAAAAAUAUCAUUCAUUUGAAACAAAAUCACCAGGUACACCAAUGACGAUGAAUGAUAUAUUGAGUGAAUUGCCAAAUCCUUCAUUUCAUCGAAAAUUGUCAUCAACUUAUACUCGUUCGUCAUCAUCAUUUGAAUGUCAAGCUGCAAUGACAUCAGCAAGUAAAAAGUUAAAAGUUGAAACAAUAACUAUCUGCACAGAUUGUUAUUUUCUUCUCAAUCAAGUAUUGAACAACUAUCGUCAACGUCAUUUAUCCAUUUGUCAUUCUUCUACCAUUCCUCGUGUACCAUCAUUUCAUCGUACUUAUUCUUCUCCUCGUUCAACAUCAAAUAACAAUUUAUCCAGUCCAUCAGCAUCUACCUCAUCUUUUUCUCAGCAACAACAACGAAAAUUAUCAAUAAAAACAUCAUCAUCAAUAAACAAUUUAAAAGCAAAAUCAGCAAAUGAAUUAUCAAUCAAUCCCACUACUUCUACCACUAGUAUCACGUCUUCUUUACCCAAUUACAAUCAUAAUCGUGUUAGUUUAUCAAGACAAAAUUUAUUUUUAAAAUUAAAACCAGCGUAUGAUAUGACAACAAUGAGUAGUAUUAAGACAGGCUAG
This is a messenger RNA of Didymodactylos carnosus, 957 nucleotides long. NCBI's taxonomy places the organism in Eukaryota, Metazoa, Rotifera, Eurotatoria, Philodinida, Philodinidae. The record is from the annotation of a GenBank genome assembly.